GUUAAAUUUGAUUUUGUUUAUGUUGCCAUGUCUAGCAACAUUUCUAUUUCCUUGAGUAAUUUAACUUGAACAUAUUUUUGUAACUGAAUGUUGUUUUUCAGAAACCAUGUCUCGGUACCGCAAAUGCGCAGUUAGAGGCUGUCAGGACAGUGUUUCAGUACGACAUAGAUUUCCAAACCCAACGAAAUUUAUGUAUGUUUUUGUGCAAUGGGUGGAUUGUAUUGGUAAUGAAGCAGUGAGAGAUAUAGACCCCAUAACUGUUUAUAAUAGAUAUAGAGUGUGUCAUGCACACUUCACAGUGGAAGACAAUUAUGGUAACAACAGACUUAGGAAGGAUGCUGUGCCAUCACUAAAUCUUCCUGAUCAACAAAUAUCCAACGCAACUGAUGAAAUUCUUGGAAAACCAUCAACUUCAGCAUCAUAUCAACAGUUGGGAGAAGUUUGCUCAGUUACAACUUCACAACCAGGAAAUCUUGAUGUAACUACAGUAGAACCCAUUGAGGACCAUUAUUCAGAAACAAGUUCCCUCAAGAACAGAAUCUGGAUUAUUGCAUAAGUUACAUGUAACCAGAGAAACCCACUUAAGUCUAAAAGCUAAGAAGCUAUAUAAGAUAGCCAGUCACCUCUCUAGAGCUAAUAGAAGACUAAGAUGUACAAGGAGGUUGAUUAGAAGUACCAGAAGUACAAGAUAAGUAUUAAAUGAGGCAUUGCAGCAUUUGGACAGCACUGUAGCUACUUUUAUCAAAAGCCAGAUCACACUGGCUGGUAGUAAAUCACAGGGACGGAGAUAUAACCUAGAAGACAAAUUGAUGGGACUUAUACUUAUACUUCAUAAACAAAGUGGUAGGGGAUAUCGAGCAUUAUCAAAAAUAUUUGCUUUGCCCUCAAAAAAAACAAUAAUGCAGCUAUUAAACUGGAUUCCCAUCAAUCCAGGGGUAAAUGAUGUGAUUUUUAAUAAUCUUGCAGAAGUUGUUUCUGGCUUAGAUGAAAGCAGCAAGUAUUGUGCUGUAAUGUUUGAUGAAAUGAGUCUGGACCCCCAUAUACAUUUAAAAGUUGCAACCAAAGAAUUUGAGGGCUUUGAAACAAAUAAUGAUGAACAAAGAAGUGCAGUUAUUGCAGAUCAUGCAUUAGUUUUUAUGGUUAGAGGGCUUGUUAAAAAUUGGAAGCAACCUCUAGCAUACACAUUUUGUAGAUCCUCUACAAAAAGUGUAAUAUUAGUAAGGUUAUUGAAGAAAAUAAUAACAAGGUGUCAGCAAGCUGGGCUAAAAGUUAUCUGCACAAUAUGUGACCAAGGAACAACUAAUCAAGCUGCAAUAAAUUACUUAAUGAGAUAUUCAGUACCAUCAGCAUCAGAACAUCCUACAAGAAAAUACUUUUUUCUCAAUGGAGUGAAAAUUAUCCACAUGUAUGAUCCUCCUCACUUAAUUAAGGGCAUAAGGAAUAAUUUGCUGACAAAGAAUUUAGUGUGGGAGUCAGCUGAGGACAAGUACGUGGCUAGUUGGCAGAACAUAGAAACAGCAUAUGCUAUAGACAAUGCUGCUGGAAGCUUAAGGGCAAUGCCAAAAUUGACAGAAUGCCAUGUCAAUAGAAAUUGUAUAAAGAAGAUGAAGGUUUCAUAUGCUACCCAAGUAUUCAUAUAUAUUCAUGACUAUUUUUACCUUUUUAGGAAUAGUGGGCAUACAAGGUGAAAAAUUAUCCGAAACUGCACAAGGAACAGCAAAAGUUCUCAAGUUUUUUGAUGAUCUCAUGGAUAGUGUCAAUGGGUACAGCCUAUAUCCAUCCAGUGGGAAACCCCUGAGGUCUGCUGUAUCUCGAUGCACAGAUCACUUUGAAUUCUGGGUUGAAGCUCGUCAAACAUUAAGAAAGAUGUAUUACCAAGGUUUCUAUACUACAUUUUAUGCUCUGUAAAAUUUUAAUGAUAAGAACAACAGAUGAGCAGAAUAAUUUGUAGCAUUUGAUGUGUAAACACAUAUUCAAAGAUUCGUAUACAUUAUCUUGAUCAAUUCAAUAUUUUACUGUUGAAACCUUUCAUAGCCAGUGUAUAAUGAAUAAUUCUGGACUGUAACUGUUAGGCCUAAUUUCACGAAGAUUAUGAAAUACUAAAUGGAUUUACCAUCACAUAAGCCCAUUUUGAUAUGCUCUAUUGUAAUAGUGAACAUUAUUUCUUGAAAUCCUCAUCAGAACACUGAACAAACAUCGGUUUUAUAUAAAGAUCCUACAUUGUCUAUAUGAACCUCACCAUUACUCACAAAUUUAUAAAAUUACUGAUUGGGUAUUUAAAUUAUUGAUGAAAUAUUUGUAGUAUGAUAAGCUAAUUAAAACCGUAUUGCAAAGCUUCAUUACCUAAUUAGUGGAAUUUGCACCGCAGUUUGCUUUGGCGAAUUCAUUGGCCCCGCCACUGGAAUGAGCGAAACGUGUGUAAAUAGAAAUUUUUGUUUGUCAAUUUGUAAUGUUUUGUGAGUUUUUUUAAAGUAAAAUAGUGUAGUUCCUGAUAGAUCCUAGUGUCAAAAACCUGUGGAAGUGUUUGAUAUCCUGAGUUCUCCGUAUUUGCUCCAAAAACGCCGUUUGUAACAUCUUUGUUUUUGUAUACCUGGACCUAACCUCUCAGCAAAUCCGAUCAGCAGUUUCGCAGUGUUGCCACCUUUAGUUUUCCCUGGUCUGAACCAAUGGGGUAUUUUCCAACUUGGUGAUAUUGUCCUAUUGAUGGCUGAAAUCGAUUGUUUACACCAUUUAUCAAUUGGUAUACACUUUGCACGCGCUUUUUUCACUCAUUUGCUGAAAAAAAUACAUUUGAAAUUCAUACCACCAAAGUGGGUUCAUUUAAACUUCAUGUUUGUCCCUCCGAAAAAAUCAGCCAAUAGGAAUCGAUUUUUUUAAAGGUUCUCAUUAGAAUGUGACGAUAUUUUUAUGAAGGAUAAGCAUCUGCGCUAUUGCCAUGCACUAGGGAAUUUCAUGAAAGUUCACGACUUAGCAACGCUUCUUUAUUCCGAUCAACAGUGUUGUCUCAAUGGUGUACCUGUCUAUAUUAUGUAUGUAUGUAUGUAGGUCAACAUAACUUGGCAACAUUGUGGUUCAACGAGGGUCAAACCGUUGACUUUUGACAGUGACAGAGUUGCGUACCGUGUACCGUGUUUCGUGCUGUUGAUUUUGUGUUAUCCGUUUUGUAACCUUUAUAUUAUAUAUUGAAUUCUUUUGAACAUUACAACAAAAUGUCGGUAAAAAAGUGUCUGAUUAAAGUGUGUUCAAACACAAGUAUUAAUUCGCCUGAUAAAAUAUUCUUAUCAGUUCCGAUAGAUCUUGACAUGAGGAUUCUUUGGUACCAGGCUGCAAGUGUUGAAGGUCCCAUUCCUACCACUAUGUUAUACUGUUGUGAAGAUCAUUUUGAUUUGGCAGAUGAUGCAGAAAACUGGCAAUAUUACAAGACAAUUGGGCAGAGGUUACGACUAAAACCCGGCGUGAAACCACACAGGAACCUGUCAGUUCAGAGUUUAGGUACGUCCCAAUUAAGUCCACCAUCAAAAAAGAGGAAAGCUGAGAUGUUAGAAACAUUAGGAAAAAAGCUUCACUGCAAGAGAAAACCAAGGGCAAAAUUAUUUGAUGAAUCGCAGCCAGGUAUAUGCAGAGAUCUGCAUCAUGAUGAAUCUUGCCAGCAAAACUCGAGUUUGCUACCCCUGAAGAAAGCAACCAAAGGAGUCCAAGUUAUAGUUGAUACGAAAACAGUGUCAACCAGCACACUACCUCAUACUGCAGAAAAGGCUGUUGCCACUAGUCAUCCCAAACGAAAACAGUUGGUUGAAAAGUGCACAGGGAUUUGUAGUGAUAGCACUAAUGGCUCAAGUGGUAGUUCCUCCCUGCAGCUAUCGAGCACUUCAUCAGAAAGCAAUGGAGCAAGACUGAAGACAUCAAAAGAGGAACUAGAAAUAUCUAAAUUAGAGAACAAUAGUCGGUUUUUCUUAGGUUUGCCUGAAGACUGUUUCUAUAUUGUAAAUUUAUUAGUUGAAGAAGGUGGACUGGAUUACAUUGAUGUUUUGAUCACAAUGAAAAAAAUUAGGACAAAUGAUCAGUUUUCAAGAAUAGGAAUUGAUUUUGGUAAAAGCACAAGUGCCAUAUCUAAAAUUUUUAAUAAAACUGUUGUAGUAAUGGCUCCUUUAAUGACACAGUUGAUUGUUUGGCCUCCCAGUUGGAAAAUCAAAAAAUUAGUACCAAAUCAAUUUAAAGCCUAUUACAACAAUGUACAAUCAAUUAUUGAUUGCUUUGAAGUUGAAAUUGAAAAACCUUCAAAUGCACUGCAUCAGGCUAAAACAUGGAGUGAAUAUAAAAAGUGUAAUACUAUAAAGUAUCUUGUGAGUUGUACUCCUAAUGGGCUGAUAAACUUUAUUUCUAGUGGGUUUGGAGGACGUACAACUGAUGUACAAAUUGUUGAGAAAUCAGACUUCAUUAAUGUGAUUCCAGAAAACUGCAUAAUAAUGGCAGAUAGAGGUUUCAAACACAUAGAAACUAUACUGCAUAGAAAAAGCGCAUCAUUAUUAAGACCUCCAAGCAUUAGUGUGAAACAAAAACUCGCCAAAGCAGAAGUUAAUAAAACUAAAAUAAUAGCUGCUUUGAGAGUCUAUAUUGAACGGCUCAUAAGGAGACUACGUGAAUUUGCUAUGUUAAAACCACAUGCCUGCAUACGGUCCAGAAUAGUCCACCUCCUAGACCAUGUGGUGAUCAUUGUGUGUGGUUUAGUAAAUUUACAAGAACGGCUCAUCAAGAAAUAAGUAUUAUUGCCAUGCAAGUCUUGUUUUUUCUAUAUUUUAACAGUACAUAAUUGCAAGUGUAAGAUUGUUUUGUGGUAUAUUAAUACUAACACAGUGAAUUUCUUAGCUACACAUUGUGCACAUACAUAAAGCUAUGAGUAAUUUUGUAAAACACCAAUUUUUCCUUUUGUAGGUUAAAAUACUUGUAUAGGACUUAUUUGAAGCUGUUCUUUAUAUAAUUUUUUAUUCUCCUUUACAACAUUAUCAUUUAGAAACCUCAAAAUAAAUAAAUUACUUGAAUUUACCAAUGCUCUAUGACAUAAAAAUAACUACUUAUUUAGUAAAGUGUAUACUUUGUGUAUUAAAUUUUUGAAAAGCUUAUUAGAUCAACAAUGUUAUGGAAUUCAGGAUUAUUUUAGCUGGUCAGCUGGUGGUAUAUCAUCGGUGAUACUGCAAUAUGUUGUAUGUCGAAAAGAGGUAAUUUUUCAGGAGAGAAAGAAAACUGUUUUUAUCGACCAAUUUUAAAUUUGAAAUUGCUAUUUUUUGUCUACUAUGUAUUUUUCUAUUAGGGUAUUAGUACUUAACUCGAUUUUUUUGUUCAAUGGAAUAUUAAGCAAAAUGCCGUUACAUACGACAUAUUGCAUUGAAAAUGGAAAUAUUUAUGUCACAUACGACAAUUUUGUAAUCC
This is a messenger RNA of Acanthoscelides obtectus, 5427 nucleotides long. Lineage: Eukaryota; Metazoa; Arthropoda; Insecta; Coleoptera; Chrysomelidae. The record is from the annotation of a GenBank genome assembly.